AUGGCUAAUAAGAUUGUGUUUUUGAUGGCGGUGGUGGUGGUUGCGGUGGUGACAAAGGUGAAGGGGCAAUCACCACCCGAGUGUGUAGCAAAGUUGUAUCCGUGCAAGGGGCAGUUGAACUCAACGAGCCCGUCCAGAGUCUGUUGCUUAGCAUUACAAGAGGUGGUAAGGAAUGACUUUGCUUGCAUUUGCUCGUCCUUCAACAACCCUAGCUUGUUGAAGACAUUCAACAUCACGAGUGCUGAUGCAUAUCGCAUCGCCGAGGCUUGUGGAUCUGACCUUAGUGCUUGCUCAGCUCCCUCUCCUUAUAACCCUUCAGCUUCUAGCAAGAAAGGUGAUAACAUCAAGAUAGCUUGGUUUAGCGUCAUAAGCUCGGUAUUCUCUUGGUUGUCAAUGACAAUGAUUGCAUAA
Zingiber officinale is the source of this 411-nucleotide messenger RNA. RefSeq names its product non-specific lipid transfer protein GPI-anchored 7-like. The record is from RefSeq and is a predicted model, not a curated record. The transcript has 3 exons. The coding region runs from base 1 to 411 and encodes 136 amino acids. NCBI's taxonomy places the organism in Eukaryota, Viridiplantae, Streptophyta, Magnoliopsida, Zingiberales, Zingiberaceae.